AAGCUCUAUACCCAAUGUGAGGCUUGAACUUAUGAUCCCAAGAUCAAGAGUUGCAUGGUCUACUGGCUGAGCUAACCAUGUGCCCCCCCCCAAAUUUUUAAGUUAUAUAUUCCGACAUAGUGUAUAUUCUAAAAUUUAAUAUUAUGAUUGCAUUUAAAUUUGUUACCACCCUGUAACAUUGAUGCUUCCUGAGAUGCAUUCUGUGUAUCCUGGAGUUUUAUGUAUUCCCUGACCUACACCUCACACCCUUGGGGCUUCUUAUACCUUGAUUUGAGGAGCACAGGACCCAGAGGACCUCUAGGUCUCUUGCAGCUCUGAUGUGGUAUAAUAUUUGGAAUAAACUAGAGUUUAUUCUCUAGUUUUAGGAAAUUAUACAUUUAUAACAGGAAAAAAUAUGAUUGGCCAAUGUGCAUGACUUAAUUUCUUUUCCUGAAAUUGGAGGUUGCAAUUCUAUUGUAUGUAAAAGCUGGUUUCAUCAGAAACUGCAUGCAAUUUAAGAAAUGGAUUGCAAACUUAGAAAAAACCCUUUGCAGAUGUUAUCUUUGUUGCUCCCAAUCUUUCUUUGCUGCAAUUCUGCUUUUUUCUUUCCUGGCUGCUAAUUGGAUUAAAGGCUAUUUUGCCAACCAUGGCAUCUGGAGAUGACAGUCCUAUCUUUGAAGAUGACGAAAGGUAAAUGUCUUGCAUGGCAGUAAAACUAGCUUUUGAAAUUUUCAAGAUUGUUUUAAUCACUCAAGAGUUAUUUAUCCAGGCUACUUUUGUUAAGCACACAUUUUGUAAAGUUGCAGAAUGCUUGGUUUUGCUUUUCUGUGAUUUAGAGCAAGGGUAGUAAACACUUGUCAUGUAGGUGGCUGCCACCAACAUGGCACGUCUUUUCCCGUAGGGCCUGAUAUAAGGUCUCCAAACCCAUCUUAGCACAGAGUUCCUGGCAAUCACUUCAAAAUGACAAAAAAUCCAUUUACCAUUUCUGAUUUAGAGCACACAAAAGACAUUAGAGUGAAUAAGGAGUAAGAUGUAGUUAAAAGAACAGGCUCAAAUAUAUUCUAUGUAUGUCUUAUAUAACAUGUCAUUCACACAGAACUCAUAUAGGAUGAAUGUUAUAUAUUUUAUACUAACAUAUUAAUAUCAAACAUAUGUAUUUAAUUUGUGCCAGAAACUUAUGACAAAACAGAAUCCUUUAUUUUUUAAAUAAGAUUACUAUAGUAAGGACAAGAAUUACCAUUUUCCAUUUUUUUCUCUCUUAUUAUAGGACGUUUCUUCUAUGACUUUUAUUUUUCUUAGUAUAAUGAAUUAGAACCCUUUUUGUUAAAAUGAAUCCUAAUUGGUUUAAGUAUGAAAUGUUUGGAGAGUUUUUGUUUUGGAGUGAAUGGAUCUGAGGAAGAAAAACCAGAAUUAAAUACUGUGCUUUCUAAAUGGGGGUGCAGGGGAGAAGUAGAGACUUUUUACUGACCUUUCCAAGCAUUAUUCUGUAGCCAAGCUUAGAAUACUAUCCUGGAUAAACUGAUCGGCUCUUAAUCCUAUUAAUAUUAAGGUGACUUUGUUUGGAAUUAUCCGACUACAUACCCAUAUAUAGUAGUUUCAUCUUAAAGGGAGAGUGCACAAGAGGGAGAAGAUAGUUAUAUGUACUCCCUCCUUAUAGCCUGGAAAAAAUGACGGAUCUCGUAGCCGUUUGGGAUGUUGCUUUAAGUGACGGAGUCCAUAAGAUUGAAUUUGAACAUGGGACCACAUCAGGCAAACGAGUGGUAUAUGUAGAUGGGAAGGAAGAGAUAAGAAAAGAAUGGAUGUUCAAAUUAGUGGGCAAAGAAACCUUCUGCGUUGGAGCUGCAAAGACAAAAGCAACGAUAAAUAUAGAUGCUAUCAGUGGAUUUGCAUAUGAAUAUACUCUGGAAAUUAAUGGGAAGAGUCUCAAGAAGUAUAUGGAGAACAGGUCAAAAACCACCAAUACUUGGGUAUUACAUUUGGAUGGUGAGGACUUUAGAGUCGUUUUGGAAAAAGACACUAUGGACGUAUGGUGUAAUGGUAAAAGAAUGGAGACAGCAGGUGAGUUUGUAGAUGACGGGACUGAAACUCACUUCAGUGUUGGGAACCAUGACUGUUACAUAAAGGCUGUCAGUAGUGGGAAGCGGAAAGAAGGGAUUAUCCAUAGUCUCAUUGUGGAUGAUAGAGAAAUUCCGGAGAUUCUUGAAUGACUUCAUGAUGGUGCAUUUUAAUCUUAAGAAGUAAAGAUCAAGACUUUUAAAUUACUGUGGUAAUUAAAUAUGUUCAAGAUGUACUUUUUAGUACACUUAGUCUCCCAACUGUUUAGUUUUAGUUACUUAAAACGGUAAUAUUCCAAGGGUCAAAAAAAAAUUAUGUACAAUCAUAAAAAUUGCAAUUUAUUUUGUAAAUAAUGUAAAGUGUUUUAAAGCCAAAUGGACCAAAGAUAUGGACCAAAAUCACUAAUGUUUUACAAGAGGAACUUUAACUAUAAUAAACACUAUAAAAUAAAAUGGGUGCUGCUUGAUUUGUGUUUCUAAAAAUGGAUGUCUUUGUAUAUUUUUAACCUAUGCAGAUAGUCUCUUUAGUUUAAAGCAGUUGGUACAUAAUGACAUGAUUAGUUUAAC
Messenger RNA from Panthera uncia (snow leopard), 2600 nucleotides. It is a transcript of the gene FAIM, whose product is annotated as Fas apoptotic inhibitory molecule. The transcript is spliced from 5 exons. NCBI's taxonomy places the organism in Eukaryota, Metazoa, Chordata, Mammalia, Carnivora, Felidae. Bases 1647 to 2186 code for a protein of 179 amino acids. Gene Ontology annotation, biological process: canonical NF-kappaB signal transduction; positive regulation of neurogenesis; negative regulation of extrinsic apoptotic signaling pathway via death domain receptors. The record is from RefSeq and is a predicted model, not a curated record.